Schistocerca cancellata (South American locust) is the source of this 1314-nucleotide messenger RNA. RefSeq lists its product as uncharacterized. The transcript has 2 exons. The record is from RefSeq and is a predicted model, not a curated record. Lineage: Eukaryota; Metazoa; Arthropoda; Insecta; Orthoptera; Acrididae. Bases 87 to 1307 code for a protein of 406 amino acids.
UCAGUCGCUCGCUGACAAGUCAGCAGUCAGUAACGCAUCACACAGCACACAGCAGCUCUUGUUCCAGCAGUCGCAACAGGUUUGCCAUGGAGAAUAUACCGUGGACUGAGCCUGUGACAUCUUCGAAAUUUGAAGAUCUCCUUGGGCUAAACAAGGGCUCAGUGGAAAGUAUAUCUAUAAAGAAUAUGACGAAGCCCGGUCAGAAUUUCGGCAGCAGCUUACUGAGUAUUGAGCUAGCUUUGCGAGAUGGUCAAACGCUGUACCUGGUUGGCAAAUUCAUGCCUAGAACAGAAGCGCAAAAAGCAGCUUUCGAUUCGGCGAAGACAUUCGUGAAAGAAAUACACGCGUACCGCUCCAUAAACGUCGAACUGAUUAAACUGCAGCGUGAGAGGGGCGUUCCGGAAGAGGAGAUAUGCGACCCUAUGCCGCGGUACUACGGGUCGCGGGUGAACAUCGCCGGCGACGAGUCGACGGGGGCGGACGACAACGCCGUGCUGCUGCUGCAGAACCUGACGCGCAGCGGCUACCAGAUGGGAGACCAGAAGAAGGGGCUGGACUUGUCGCACGCGAGGCUGCUCGUCCGGAAGGUCGCGCAGUUCCAAGCGUCGGCAGUCGCUCUCAGACUCCUCAAACCGCAAGUGUUCAGCAGCCUUAUUGACGGCAAGUGUACUUUCGCUGGUAUGGGAGCCGAAGGGCACCGGCAGUUUUCCAACAGCUUCAUGGAACAUUUUAAAUCUUUUCCGGAGGUCGCACCGUAUUACGACAGACUUAGGGCUACCAACGAUCGGAUGUGUGAUAUCUCUCUGGAGAAGCUCUGGGCGGAAGUUGUCGAACCGUACGCUUCGCUGUCGCAUAACGAUCUGUGGGUCAACAACAUGAUGUUCCUGAACGACGUCAGUGGCAAUCCGACGAGUGUGAAGUUCUUCGACUUCCAGACGCUCACCUACUCGUCGCCUGUCAGAGACCUCAUAUUUUUCCUGUACACCAGCAUACGACACGAUCUGGUUAGAAACAGUGUCGAUGAACUAACAGCAUUAUAUUACGAGAGUUUCGUAGCCUGGCUGAAGAAAAUGGGUUGUAGCACAGACGCGUUUACGGAGACAGCAUUCAGACAAGAGAUCGACAGGGUCGCCCCGUCGGAGGUGAUGCACAUACUGCUGUUGCUGAACGUAUUGUGCGCAGACGAACACGAGAAAUUUACGCCCUCUGAUGAGCCGGAUUCAAGUCCGUCAUUUUCUUCGAGCGAAAUGUAUCGAACGAAAGCAUUAAUCACGCUUCAAGAUUUUGAUGCAAGGGGCUGGUUGUAAUGGAUGU